AUGACAGGGGUGACAUCUCAACCUUUUGAAGAAGGCAGUAAAAAGAGUGGUGCUGUGAUAAGCAAGACCAGAACCACGCAGGGCACUGAGCUGACAAUGUGGCUUGGGAUUGCAGUUCUCAUCUCUCUUGCUGUACGCUGGGCUGUGGAGGAGGCAUCCACUGAUGAAGGAAUCCCUUGCUCAAAGUACCAGCUGGCUUUCAACCGUUCAUGCUAUGAGUUUGUUAGACUCCAGCGUACCUUCACAGGUGCCCAGAGCUGGUGUGAGAGAGGAGGGGGGCACCUGGUCUUUAUUGAAAACGAGGAAACUCAAGAGUUCUUGCAAAAACAUAUUGCGGAGGAUCAGGAAUGGUGGAUAGGACUGAUCUCAAACUCCUUGCUGAAUGAAACUACUGACGGGGCAACGAUUUGGCUGGACACUUCAAAUAUAAGCUACAGUAACUGGUACAAGGAUCAGCCAUCUCCCUUCUCGUCCUCAUGUGGGUAUAUCCUGAAGAAUGCCAAGUAUCAGUGGGGUGUGACUGAAAAUUGCAGCCAGGAAUUUGACUUCAUCUGCGAGUUUGAAUCUGGCCAGAGCGUUGCUUGUGAUCAUUACAAUGCCACUGUACAGUGUGGAUCAGGAGAAGUUAUUCAAAUUGGAGAGAGCUUCUAUGGACGGAAGACCCCUCACUACUGUGUACUGGAGACUCCUCUCCAACAUGAUAUAGAUGGAGACUGUAGCUGGAUCAGUGUCAAAGAUGAAGUAGCAGGCCAGUGUCAUGGUCUUCAGGCCUGCCAGGUGGCAGCAGACGGCACUUUCUUUGGAGAUCCUUGUCCAGCUUCAGGAAGUUAUUUGUCUAUUCAGUACCACUGCAAAGAAGGUCUGCAGCUGGUUGUAACAGAUGCAUCCUUUGUCUUUGAAAAUAUCGCGGUCAGUUUGAACUGGCUGCUCUCUCCAUACUCUGGCAACCUUUCCUGUGUCAUUAGCACUGGAGAUGGCCACACUAUUGAUCCUUACUACCCUCUAACCAACAUCACAUAUAGAUACUCAACUCCUGGAGAGUUCACAGUUUUUGUGGAGUGCACCACCAGCGAGUGGCACGUGACAGCUCAGAGGCGGGUGACUGUUCAAGAUAAGAUGGAUCAGCUGAGCAUUACUGGGUGCUACAGCCAGUAUGAGUCUGGGAACCGCUCUCACUGCCGAACGCUGUACCGGGAGUUGUUGUGGAUUCAAGUUGAACUCAAUGGAGGCAAUGGAGUGACCUACAUUAUAAGAGUGGGUAACAUGACACUCACUGAAUCCAGUGCAAAGAAAGGAAUUGUCCCUCACAAUCUGACACUUGACAGUGCCUCUCAAGAGCUGCUGGGCCCAGGGAUACAUCAACUGGAAAUCCGAGCAUCCAGCAACACAACCACCUCGGAGAUCUCUGAGAGCAUUGCUGUCCACCUAGUCGAGCCAGUGUCUGGUCUUCAGGCUGCAUUAGCUUCUCACACUCUGCAGCUGGGGGAAAUUCUGGAGAUAAAUGUCUCUGUGUCUCACGGCGCCCCCGAUAAGCUGAAGCUUGAGGUGACUGGAUCUAAUGAAACUCACUCUCACAAAGAAGAGGGCCCCGCUGGGGAACCUCGGACGUACACCAUCCCUGUGCACUCUGCAGGUACUUUCCUAGUGAAAGUGGUGGCCAUGAAUGCUUUCUCAAACAUGAGUCUGGACCUUGGUUUCAUCACUGUGUUGGCAAACAGUUCUCAUAAAGAAGAUUCUUCUAAGGAAGGAGACAGCUCCCAAACAAAUAUCCAAAAAACAAAUGAUCACAAAAGAAAACACAAAAUAAAUAUUAAACCGAGUCGUCACGUGGAUCCCUUCACAACUGUUCUUCUUGGCUGGCCAGACAACAACAAUAAUUCCAGUUUCCUCUGGUCCUGUGGAGCUUGCUGGCCUGAGUGGAAUGAAUGUGUGCAGCAACAGAUAAUCCUAACCAACCAAACUGAGGUGCAAAUCCCACCUUCCUGCCUUCCUCCUCCAAAGUCUGCAGUAACAGUCAGGGUUACAGUCCGAAACCACGUCAGUGAAGAAAGGCAGGACGAGCAGUGUCUCUAUGUGACUGCAAAACAAGAACUGCAACUGGAAAUCAGGUGUGAGUCAAACUGCAAGCCAGUGAACACUAGUGAUGAAGUUGUUCUGAGUGUCUCUGGACAGAAGGAUUACCAGGACAUAUAUUAUAACUGGUACUUAGAUAACACAUUCCAAACCAAGUCUACAACCCUCCCUCUAGCCUGUGGCCUGACUGGUUUCUGGCAGAACUCUUUGAAUCUGCUUCAAAGCAACACAUCCCUAUUGAAAAUGAACAGCUCCUUCUUGCAGACACAGGGAGAAGCUUUUCAGAUUAAAGUAACAGCAAUGACUCCACGUGGCUACGGGGAGGAAACAUACCUUGUCAGCUCCCUGCCUCCGCCCGAUGUCCCCAGCUGUGCCGUGUCUCCCAAGCAGGGAUCAGUGCUCACCACUUUCACAGUCUCCUGCAGCACUCCCUGCUUGGCGGAUUCAUGCCAACCCAGUCCUAACAGGCAGCUCACAUACUGCUUCUAUCUGAAAUCAAAUUCUCUCCUGCACUGUGGCCCGGAUCCUGAACUCUUCCCAGUUUAUCUUCCACUUGGAGAAGAGGAAAAUAAUUUCAUUUUAAAUCUGACAAUUACUGUUAGCAACAAAUACGGUGAUACAGUUCAAACUUAUGCUUCAGUAAAGGUUGGACAUGCAGAUAUGACCGAUGGGAACGUGACCCUGCGGGCUAUUGUAUCUGAGAAGGCAAACACCAUCCUCAACAACGGGAACAGCAGCAUGAGUCUUUUCCAGUUGUAUAAAUCAGUGACAUCAGUUCUUAAUCAGGAGACCCAAGAGGAAAACUUUAACAUUUCUUUACAGACAGGCCUGCGAAAAGAGCUUCGAGGGCUGAUGCUGGCAACUCUCUCUGCUGUUAAUGUAACAUCCGUGCAGACUGCUGUUAAGAUGUCAGAAGUAUUGAAAGAAAUCACUUACAGGAGUGAAGAGCUGUCUGUCUCAGCACAGGUGAAAGCUAGCAACACUCUAAAAGAUGUCAGUGCUUCCUUGCUCACUGUAAACACAGAGGACAGCAGAGAUGAUCAGAAGCUAAAAGAUGCAGCCAGAUAUCUAUUUAAUGCAGUGAGCAAUGUCCUUAAAGCUUCUGCAGAAAUCAGAGCUACAAACACUUCAGUACCAGAGGCUGAACAGAGUUCAGUGUCAUACCUGCUCCUGAAUACAGUUGAAAAUCUACAGAGUGCCCUUCUGUUCGGGAAACAACCAGAUGAUGAACCAACAGUCCUCGCAACUCCUACUGCCACAAUGUAUACACACAGCUCUGCCAGCUUUACCCUCCCACCUGCUUCUUCUCUCAAUGUUUCAGGAGUUCAUGAGGAAACAGUGGAUAUAAGGAUGGUGAGCUUUGCCGUGAAUCCCUUCUUCUCCAGUGACACCAGUUUUGACAUCAGGGGAACAGUGGGAGGUCUAAGUCUUACUGGUCUGGAUGGCUUAAUCAUACCAGUCAGUGAUCUCAAAGAAAACAUUGAGAUAAUGUUACCAAGGCUUUCAGCACCUCAGGAAGUUAAGACUCUGUUGAAUCUGGGCAAUGUUAGCAUUUUCCAAGUCAAUGUCACCUCAGAAAACACAUCUAUAGUGAUCCACCUGGAAUGUGAACAUGACAUUCCACUAAUACUGUACCUAGGGUUUGGUUAUCAUCCAAAUGAAACUAACUAUGGUAUGAAAAAUCAUCUGUUCUGCAAGAAAACUACCGGAGGUGAGACAAAUGCCUGGGUUCUUAGCCCAGAAGAACUCAUUUUUGGAGAGGGAACCUACUAUUUCAUGGUUUUACAAGAUAUGGGAAUGGAUUCCACGGUCUAUGAUGGGCUAACCAUAGCUGUCACUUGCUUUGCAUCUCGCUGUGUGUUUUGGGAUGAGCACCAGGGGAAGUGGAACAGCCAUGGAUGUCAUGUAGGACCAAAAACAAAUCCUGGAAGCACCCAGUGCCUCUGUAACCAUCUGACCUUCUUUGGGAGCUCCUUCUUUGUCAUACCCAAUGCCAUAGAUGUUAGCAAAACUGCACAGCUAUUCGGAACAUUUGUGGACAACCCUGUGGUGGUGACAACUGUAGGAUGUAUCUUUCUGAUAUAUGUGCUUGUAGUCAUAUGGGCUCGAAGGAAAGACAUCCAGGAUGAUGCUAAAGUGAAAAUCACCGUGCUGGAAGACAAUGACCCCUUUGCUCAGUAUCGUUAUCUUGUGACAGUUUUCACAGGCCACCGCCGCGGGGCAGCCACAACCUCCCAGGUGACUCUCACGCUCUAUGGGGUGGAAGGAGAGAGUGAGCCACACCAUCUAAUUGAUCCUGAUACACCAGUCUUCGAGCGUGGAGGAGUGGAUGUUUUCCUCCUCUGCACCUUCUUCCCUCUUGGAGAACUGCAGAGUAUUAGAUUGUGGCAUGACAACUCAGGGGACAGCCCAUCCUGGUAUGUGAAUCGAGUAGUGGUCCAUGAUCUGGCUUGGGACCAGAAAUGGUACUUCCUCUGUAACUCUUGGCUAGCUGUUGAUAUUGGAGAAUGUGUCCUAGAUAAAGUGUUUCCAGUAGCUACAGAACAGGACAUGAAGCAGUUCAGCAAUCUGUUUUUCAUGAAGACCUCCAAGGGUUUCCAGGACGGGCACAUCUGGUACUCAGUUUUCAGCCGCUCUCCACGAAGCUCCUUCACACGAGCCCAGCGUGUGUCAUGUUGCUUCUCACUGCUUCUCUGCACCAUGCUGACCAGCAUCAUGUUCUGGGGAGUGCCAAAGGAUCCAGCUGAGCAGAAAAUGGAUUUGGGUAAGAUUGAGUUCACAUGGCAGGAAGUGAUGAUUGGCUUUGAGAGCUCUCUCCUCAUGUUCCCCAUCAACCUGCUCAUUGUGCAGAUCUUCAGGAACAUACGACCCCGCCCAGCCAAGCAGGGAGGGGAGAAGAAGCCGGGAAAGAAUGGUCAAGUGUCCCCGAGCCUCCUUUCCACCCCACAGGUCACCCAGGCUGUCUCACUAACUCCAGAGGCUGUGACAAAGGACAUCAGAAAAGUUGCCAGCUCACUCUUUAAGGCCCUGAAGACUCCAUCUCUCAUUUCAGUAUCAGAUCUUGGAAAAUCAACUAACAUCAACACACUUUUGGCACUGGUUGAGGACAUCAUCUGCCAGCAGAACAGAGCUGGGCAAGAGUUUUACGAUGAGAGCAAGAAGAAGGAUGACCCUAUAAUUGUCACAUUAGGUGCUAUGGACAUAAAAGAAAAAACAAGAAGCCCAGCUCCAGAUAAGGUAACGUGUGAGCGACUGAAAUACAGUGAUUACAACCGCUGCCUGUACAUGCAACUCCAGCACAUUGAGGUGGAGCUGGAAUUACUGGGGCCCCAUAAAUUUCAGAUGCCUCAGAGUUACACACAAGCCAUUCGCCAGGUUCAGCACAUGAAGAACCUCCUGGAGAACCAGACCUGCUCAUCAGCAUCCAUCAGUGAGAGGUGGUCCCUUACCCCGAGCUUCUCCGGUGAUGGCAAGAAAAGUUCGUCUUCCAAGGGGCUGCCCUGGUGGUUUGUGUUCAUUGCUUGGUUACUUGUUGCAGCCACCAGUGCUGUAUCUGGGUUCUUUACCAUGCUCUAUGGGCUGCAUUAUGGCCAGGAGAACUCCAUCAAGUGGUUGAUCUCCAUGGCCAUCUCCUUCUUGGAAAGUAUUUUCAUCACACAACCCUUAAAGGUGCUGGGAUUUGCUGCUUUUUUUGCUCUGGUUCUGAAGAAGGUGGAACAUGAGGAUGAAGAAAACACAGCUAUUGAUGGGCCUUUAUGUGCACCAGGUGAUACAAAUCCUUUCUUUGGAGCCCGAAGGGACAGUAGAAGCAAUAUUUACCAGCCACCUCCUGCAGCUGAUGUGGAGAAAAUGAAAAUCAGCUGCAUGAAGGAGCAGAAAGCAUUCGCCCUCAUCAGAGAAAUCCUGGCCUAUCUGGGGUUUUUAUGGAUGCUGUUACUGGUUGCCUAUGGGCAGAGAGAUCCCAACUCCUACUACUUAAAUAAACACAUUGAGAGCAGCUUUACAGAUGGAUUCCAUGAUAUCUACAGUUACCAGGAUUUUUUCACAUGGGCAAACACCACGUUAGUCAAAAAUCUGUAUGGAUCAUAUAAAGGAUUCAUUACAGAUGGCAACUCCAAGCUGGUGGGUAGUGCUCGAAUUCGCCAGGUAAGAGUGAAAGGAGACACCUGCCCUAUUCCUCCCGAACUCCAGCAUGUGAUUCAGGAAUGCCAUGCUCCAUAUUCCCUACACACAGAAGAUACAUCAGAUUAUGGGGAACACUGGAAUACUUCAGUCUUCAAUAACUCCUCUGACCUGAGCUCAGCAUGGCAGUAUCAGAGUCAGUUCAAACUGAGAGGACAGCCCAGCUGGGGCAAACUUGCCACCUACAGGGGAGGGGGAUACGUGAUUCACCUGGGGACUGAUCCUAAGAAUGCCUCCAGAAUUCUCCAGUACCUUUUCAACAACGUCUGGCUAGACACCUUCACAAGAGCAGUGUUUGUUGAAUUUACAGUCUACAAUGCCAAUGUGAACCUGUUCUGCAUCAUAAGCCUGAUGUUUGAAACCAAUGCUUUAGGGGCCUUCUUCACAAGCGCAGAGCUGCAAAGUGUCCGGCUUUACCCGUACACCGACAGUCUCCACAUCUUUGUGGUUGCAGCAGAAAUAAUUUACUUCCUUUUUAUUGUGUACUACAUGAUAGUACAGGGAAAACUGAUGAAGACUCUGAGAUGGAGAUACUUCCACAGCAAGUGGAAUCUCCUGGAGAUAGCCAUUAUAUUGAUUAGCUGGAGUGCCCUCUCAGUGUUUGUGAAGCGGACAAUCCUUGGGACACGAGACAUCAGCUACUACCAGGAACACAAAGAGGACUGUGUAAGCUUUAAUGAAACAGCAAGAGCUGAUGCAGUUCUUGGGUACCUGAUUGCAUUCCUAGUGCUUCUCUCCACGGUCAAACUGUGGCACCUCCUGAGGCUCAACCCUAAACUAAACAUGAUCACUUCAACUCUGAGGAGAGCGUGGGGUGAUAUCUCUGGAUUCAUCACUGUUAUUACAAUCAUGUUCCUGGCCUAUUCCAUUGCUACAAACCUAAUCUUUGGCUGGAAGCUCUACUCUUACAAAACUCUCUCUGAUUCAGCAGAGACCAUGGUCAGCCUUCAGCUGGGAAUCUUCAACUAUGAGGAGGUCUUAGACUACAAUCCAAUUUUAGGCUCCUUCUUAAUUGGAUCCUGCAUAAUUUUCAUGACAUUUGUGGUACUGAAUCUCUUCAUUUCUGUGAUUCUGGUUGCCUUUAGCGAGGAGCAGAAGCACUACCAGACUUCAGAAGAAGAAGAGAUUGUUGAUCUAAUGCUAAUGAAACUUUUCAGUUUCUUGGGGAUUAAAUGCAAGAAGGAAGAGAAGCCAGUCAGUAACGAUCAGCUGGGAUAA
This is a messenger RNA of Apus apus (common swift), 7473 nucleotides long. It is a transcript of the gene PKD1L2, whose product is annotated as polycystin 1 like 2. NCBI's taxonomy places the organism in Eukaryota, Metazoa, Chordata, Aves, Apodiformes, Apodidae. The record is from RefSeq and is a predicted model, not a curated record. Gene Ontology annotation, biological process: detection of mechanical stimulus. Bases 1 to 7473 code for a protein of 2490 amino acids. Gene Ontology annotation, cellular component: membrane. Gene Ontology annotation, molecular function: carbohydrate binding; protein binding; calcium channel activity. The transcript has 43 exons.